CGUAGGAGACGUGAACGACUCUCUUCAUCUGCUGAAGUACCGGAAUGGAAUCUACCAUCAGUCUCCUGUCCGAGAAGCACUUCCUGUGCUCUCUGUGUGAGGAGAUCUUCAGCAACCCAGUGACAACGCCCUGCGGACACAGCUUUUGUAAAGCAUGUCUCCGUGUUUACUGGAGCCGCAGCGGGUCAGACGAGUGUCCACUCUGUAGGAGGGCCUUUGGCUCCAGACCCCAUAUCAGUGUGAACCGCAUACUGGCGGACGUCACUGAAAACUACAGGAAGACACGUUUGGCUGCUAAAUCCAAGUUCUUCAGUAUGGAUGAACUUCAGGAUGAACCUAAGAAUGCAGGAGAGGUGCAGCAAAUGAUUCAGGAAAGAGUUCAGAAGAUUGAGAAACUUCAGAAUUCCUUAAAGCUCCUAAAGAGCACAUGUCUUCGGGAGGUUCAGGAAAGUCAAAGGGUGUUUUCUUCUCUGUUGAGCACCUUAGAGAAGAGCCAUAAACUGGUAGUGGCUGCUGUUGAGCAGAAACAAAAAGAGGCGGAGAAAAGAGUUGAAAGACUUGUAAAAGACCUGGAGAAAGAAAUGCUUGAACUGGAAAAUGGACACACCAUCCCUGAGCACUUGGAUGACAAGGAGCGUCUUAAAAAGAGCUUCAGUGAUAUACCACGAGCGAUGAGAGACUGGUCUAAAGUCACACUGGAGACUGAUCCUUGUGUUGGCUUCACCAGGCAGGCCGUGGUGGACUUCAUGGAUACAGUCACGAUGGAAGCUAAAAGACUUUCUAAAGCUGGUAUGACUGCAUGA
Messenger RNA from Sinocyclocheilus anshuiensis, 803 nucleotides. Its product is annotated as E3 ubiquitin-protein ligase RNF135-like. Gene Ontology annotation, molecular function: metal ion binding. NCBI's taxonomy places the organism in Eukaryota, Metazoa, Chordata, Actinopteri, Cypriniformes, Cyprinidae. The record is from RefSeq and is a predicted model, not a curated record. The coding region runs from base 45 to 803 and encodes 252 amino acids. The transcript is spliced from 5 exons.